This is a messenger RNA of Dromiciops gliroides (monito del monte), 1672 nucleotides long. It is a transcript of the gene SEPTIN1, whose product is annotated as septin 1. Lineage: Eukaryota; Metazoa; Chordata; Mammalia; Microbiotheria; Microbiotheriidae. The record is from RefSeq and is a predicted model, not a curated record. Gene Ontology annotation, biological process: regulation of exocytosis; cytoskeleton-dependent cytokinesis. Gene Ontology annotation, cellular component: synaptic vesicle; cell division site; microtubule cytoskeleton. Bases 153 to 1253 code for a protein of 366 amino acids. Gene Ontology annotation, molecular function: GTP binding; GTPase activity; molecular adaptor activity. The transcript is spliced from 12 exons.
CCCAAGCUUAGCUGUUUGAUGGAACUGUCAUCAGCCAAGCCCCAUAUAGACACACCACUUCCUGCAUAGCCUUGCUGAAGCCACUGUCAACUUCCUUCUCUUGCAGAGGAAGUGGAGAGCUGAACCAGGUGCAGCAAGAAGACUCCAGGACGAUGCAGGACAAAGAAUAUGUGGGCUUUGCAGCCCUGCCCAGUCAGCUGCACAGAAAGUCCGUGAAGAAAGGAUUUGAUUUCACCCUCAUGGUGGCAGGGGAGUCAGGCCUGGGGAAGUCAACACUUAUCAACAGCCUCUUCCUUACCGACCUCUACAAGGACCGACUGAUACCUGAUGCCAGUGCUCGCCUGAGCCAGACCCUGACCAUUGAGCGCAGGGGUGUGGAGAUUGAAGAGGAAGGAAUCAAAGUCAAGCUCACAGUGGUGGACACCCCUGGCUUUGGCGAUGCAGUGGACAAUGGGGACUGCUGGAUGCCGGUGGUUCGAUUCAUCGAGGAGCAGUUUGAACAGUAUCUGAGGGACGAGAGUGGCCUGAACAGGAAGAAUAUCCAGGACUCGAGGGUUCAUUGCUGCCUCUACUUCAUCUCUCCCUUUGGUCGGGGGCUCCGUCCUCUAGAUGUAGCAUUCCUCCGGGCUGUGCAUGAGAAGGUCAACAUUGUCCCUGUCAUCGGGAAAGCUGAUGCCCUGACUCCUAAGGAAACUCAGGUUCUCAAGCAGAAGAUCCGGGAGCAGCUGCAGGAACAGGAGAUCAACAUUUACCAGUUUCCAGACUGUGAUUCAGAUGAGGAUGAAGACUUUAAGAAACAGGAUGCUGAGAUGAAAGAGAGCAUCCCCUUUGCUGUGAUUGGCUCCAGUACCGUGGUGAAGGAUGGUGCCACUAGGCCAGUGAGGGGUCGGCUCUACCCCUGGGGAACAGCCGAAGUGGAAAAUCCUCAUCACUGUGACUUCCUCAACCUGAGACGAAUGCUAGUACAGACCCACUUACAGGACCUGAAGGAGGUGACCCACGACUUGCUCUAUGAAGGCUAUCGGGCCCGUUGUCUUCAGAGCCUGGCCCGUCCUGGGGCCCGGGAACGUGCCAGUCGAAGCAAGUUGUCUCGACAGAGUGCCACUGAAAUACCCCUCCCCAUGCUGCCCCUGGCAGAGACGGAGAAACUUAUCAGGGAAAAGGAUGAGGAGCUGCGCCGGAUGCAGGAGAUGCUGGAGAAGAUGCAGGCCCAGAUGCAGCAGAGCCAGGGAGAACAGUCGGAUGUCCUUUGAACCUGCAGUCUUCCUCUUACUCACUCCCCUUCUACACCCCCAGGGAGCUGCCUCUAGCCCUGCCUCUUCUCCCCUAGUCUUCGAGGACCCAUCGCUCAGCACUCACCUCCCAAAACAUGCCUGGCUGAACUCUAACUCUAACUGAGCUAAGGGUUCUUAUCCCACUGAGGCUCAUCUCCUUCUCCGUGCAUAUUUGGGAGUCCUACUGACCUCCCUCCUCCCCCCAUCUCCCAUUCCCAGAUGUCUCCUAUUCCAUCUGAUCUUGUGCAACAUGAACCCCUUCUCCAUUUACUUCUGCUCCUUGUUCAGUCAGUUGUCUCUGUUGAGGCUGCUCCAAGACAGAGUCGAUCUUGUUCUUCACAACAAGCACUUAUUAAGCACAUACUAUGUACCCAAACGUCUUGAAAUAAAAGUUGAUU